Messenger RNA from Didymodactylos carnosus, 651 nucleotides. NCBI's taxonomy places the organism in Eukaryota, Metazoa, Rotifera, Eurotatoria, Philodinida, Philodinidae. The record is from the annotation of a GenBank genome assembly.
AUGAGUAGAAAUAUUUGUAGUAAAUUUUGUCUUGUAUUUUUAAACGUUCCAUUAUUUCUUCUUGGUAUUGGUGCAUUGAUUGUGGGUAGUUUAUAUUUACAAUAUAAUAGAAAAGUUGCUAUUGGCGUUGUGGUUGUAGCUAUUAUUAUUAUUAGUGUAGGAUUGUUUGGAAUAUGUGGAGCAUUAAUGGAAAGCAAAAUUUUCUUAAAUAUUUACAUUAUUGUGAUGAUAUUGCUCACAUUGGCAUUAAUUGGAGGUUUAGUUGCACUAAUUGUGUAUAAAAAAAGAGUUACCAAUACGUAUCUGAAUAUAACAUCAAAUCGUGUAAAACAAUUUUCAACGAUAACUGAUGAAGUUGAUAAAAGUACGAUAAUUGCUAUAUUUAAACAACGAAAAUGUUGUGGUUUCGAAGAAGUAAAUGAUUAUCCGUUAUUAUUUGAAAAAUUUGAAGAAUGUCGUAAAACACCAAUUGAUGGUAAAUGGACACUAACAUGUAUUGAAAAAGUGAAGAAUGAAUCAAAUGUAAUAUAUAUGGCUAUUCUUGUAUUGACAGCAUUAUUACUAUUGUGUACAAUAUUUGCAUCAACUUCAGCAUGUUGUAUUACUUGCCAAGAUAGACAUUAUCGAGAUAAAGAUAGUGCAUACUCAUGA